Molecule: messenger RNA, 2259 nt
Organism: Pezoporus flaviventris
Lineage: Eukaryota; Metazoa; Chordata; Aves; Psittaciformes; Psittacidae
Gene: HIBCH
Product: 3-hydroxyisobutyryl-CoA hydrolase
Exons: 14
Coding region: 64-1221 (385 amino acids)
Biological process (GO): L-valine catabolic process
Cellular component (GO): mitochondrion
Molecular function (GO): 3-hydroxyisobutyryl-CoA hydrolase activity
Source: RefSeq, a predicted model, not a curated record
CCUCACUCCCGGCUGAUCGUAUCGGUUACCCGAUGACGACGAUCGAUCGCGCCGGCUGUCGCCAUGGCGGCCCGGGUGCUGAGGCCGCUGCCCAGGCCAAAACCAUUCAACAGACUGCAAAUAAUACUACAACAUUUGAAGAUUUCUAAGCAAACAGAUUCAACAGCUGAAGUCUUGUUGGAAAAGAAAGGAGGUGCAGGAAUAAUAACUUUGAAUAGACCCAAGGCUCUCAAUGCCCUAAAUCUUCCGAUGAUCCGACAAAUUUAUCCACAAAUAAAGACCUGGGAGAAAGAUCCCGAAACUUUUCUAAUAAUUAUAAAGGGAACUGGAGGAAAAGCUUUUUGUGCUGGGGGUGACAUCAGAGCCAUCACAGAUGCAGGAAAAGUUGGAAAUAAGCUGGCACAAGAUUUCUUCAAAGAAGAAUAUACCCUGAACAAUGCCAUUGGCACUUGCAAGAAGCCAUAUGUGGCACUUAUUGAUGGCAUUACAAUGGGAGGGGGAGUUGGCCUUUCAGUCCACGGACAUUUCCGAGUUGCUACAGAAAAGACAGUUUUUGCAAUGCCAGAAACAGCAAUAGGCCUUUUUCCUGAUGUAGGUGGAGGAUAUUUCUUGCCAAGACUAUCAGGAAAGGUUGGCUACUACCUUGCACUAACAGGAUUCCGGCUGAAAGGAAGAGAUGUACUGAAAGCUGGCAUUGCUACACAUUUUGUUGAAUCCGAGAAGCUACCUGCCUUAGAGAAAGACCUGAUAGCCCUGAAAUCUUCUUCAACAGAAAAUAUUGAAGACUUACUGAACUCUUACCACAUGAAGAGCAAAGCUGAUGAAGAAAAGGAUUUUGUACUUGAUGAGCAUAUGGAGAAGAUUAACAGUCUUUUUUCAGGAAACAGCAUGGAAGAAAUUGUUAAAAAUUUAAAGCAGGAUGGUUCUGCUUUUGCCAUUAAGCAGCUAGAGACUAUUAGUAAGAUGUCACCUACAUCCUUAAAGCUGACUCUCAGGCAGCUCAGAGAAGGCGCUUCCAUGAGCUUACAAGAUGUACUCACGAUGGAAUACAGACUGAGCCAAGCAUGCAUGAGAGGCCCUGACUUCUAUGAAGGGGUUCGAGCAGUGCUGAUUGACAGAGACCAGUCCCCCAGAUGGAAGCCAGCUGCUCUAGAAGAAGUCAGUGAUGAGUUUGUGGAUGAUUGUUUUAAGCCGUUGGGAAGCAAUGAUCUCAAGCUAUAAAGAUCAAGCCUAUUGACUUAACAUCUGCUUAAGUCUAUGAUAUAAAAAAAUAAUAGUAGUGUGAUAAAGUUUGGUAAGACUCAGCUAGCCUGAGAUUCGUAAGUAAUUUGUUGCAUUCAGGAACAUUCUCUUUUGUUAUGCUGCCAUAAUGGCAAAUAAUCUCUGGUUAAUAAAGGGAAAAGGCAAAUUGUUAUUUUUACUGCUUUAUGUAAUGAUUAACAUUUAAUUUUUUGCAUCAACUCUUAGUUUAGGAGGAAUCUUUGGGGACAGAGCAGACGUAAGGGAUGACCCUAACAAGCAAGAAGUUAGGAGACCUUUUGUGUUCUUGGCUCUGUCACGGAUCUGUUAAGUUUGGGUUGUGCCCCAGCUUAUUAUUUAUACAAUGAAAAUAAAAUACAUGUAAAGCUUUAAAACAGAGCUACAAAGGAAAAUGCAGGACAUGAGAAGUUCAUGGUAUUAAGUAGCCUUUUAAAUAGAGGGUCAGACUGACACGUUAUUAGUCUGAGAGAAAUUGUUCUAUUGAUUUAACAUUUGGUCAGUAUUCAGUUUUGCUGUGUGAUGUAGACAUUGUUUCAAAGGUCAGAGCCUAGAGCACACUUCUGUUUGUUAUAAGAAAGACCUUUAAAAAAAGAUAUUGAGUUGAACUGCACAAUUAGUUUUUCAUGAUUUAAAAAAUAGCUAGUUUUUCCUGGUCUUACAAGGGUGAAGAAAUAACUGUCUCAGACCUUCCUCUGAACACUAAGCAUUGAUGUUAGUGAUUGUUGAAUGAUUUUAGUGGUAGAGAUCAGCCCAGCCCUAACACUGCAAGUGCCUGGAGUUUUUACCACUAGUCUGGGUUCCCAUUUGCUUGUGCCCAUGGACAUCCAAUCUGCUGGGUGGAAAACCUGUGAAAAAUAAAGGGAAUGCAGCAAUAUGUACUGAAGAUCACGAACGGGAAAAUACGAAAUAUCUGCUGUACAUGGAUUGUAUAGAUCUUUUAAGACAACAUAUCCUAAUGAAUGUAUUUGUUGGGAUCAAAAUUUAAAUAUGCGUCAAAAA